GGAGGUGGGGUCACCGCUGUUGUUGAGAAGCCAGCCGGCAUUCCCAAGGCUGGUUACCCACUGGAGAGUUGAGACUCGGAGCGUCCCGCCCGGAUCCACAUGGCUUGUUACCUGGUCAUCAGUUCCAGACAUCUCAGCAAUGGACACUACCGGAGUAUUAAAGGAGUCUUCAGGGGACCCCUCUGCAAGAAUGAAUCUCCGGCUCCGGAUUUUGCAGAAAAGGAGAAGUCCACAGAAAAGGCCAUGGAAGAUGUAAAGGCUAACUUUUACUGUGAAUUAUGUGACAAGCAGUAUCACAAACACCAGGAGUUUGACAAUCAUAUUAAUUCUUAUGAUCAUGCUCAUAAGCAGAGACUAAAAGAAUUAAAGCAACGAGAAUUUGCUCGAAAUGUAGCUUCCAAGUCAUGGAAAGAUGAAAAGAAACAAGAAAAAGCACUUAAGCGACUUCAUCAACUGGCUGAGCUAAGACAGCGGUCUGAAUGUGUUUCUGGAAAUGGACCAGCAUACAAAGCUCCCCGGAUAGCCAUAGAAAAGCAACUCCAACAGGGAAUUUUCCCAGUGAAGAAUGGCAGAAAGGUGUCAUGUGUGAAGAACGCUCUACUCCUUAAGGGAAAGAAUCUCCCCAGAAGUGCUUCUGAUAAGCAGCGAUUUGCCACACCAAAUAGACACCAGUUACAAUCAGACAGGCAUUAUUUGUUUGGAAAUCGAGUAGCACAAACAUCUUCUGAUCUCAGCAGUGUAAAUCACAGGGCUGGAGUGUCAUUUUCAUUUUCAAAAAAAGUGCAUCUUAAAUUAGAAUCUUCAGCCUCAGUUUUCAGUGAGAACACAGAAGAAACCCAUGACUGCAACAAGUCACCCACCUAUAAAGUAAAACAAACUGUGGGAAAAUGCAAGUGCUGCAGGUUUGCUAAUGAGGAUACACAUCUCUCCAAGGAAGAGAAUAUAAACAUGUCUCCAAACUUUCUGGAGAGUGUUUCAAACAUCUUCUCCAGAAGCUCUAAAAUGCUGCAAGACAGAAAUGAAUCCAGUGAUGAGGCACUGGAAGAUUCUGAUGACAUUCAUGCUUCUUUCUCUAAAUCUCAACUUUGUCUUUCAGAUAUCCAGUGUACUCCUUCCAAUAGACAGAAAGAAACUAUAAAUACACUGAAGAACUCUUCAGAAAACUGCUUUAAUCACCCAUGCCAGACACAUGCUUCCACUACCGCAUCAAACAUUUAUAAGCAUAGUGGUGCCAGGACAUUUAAUUGUCUGGAUGAAUUUCCCUCACCAAGGCCAAGCAAAGAAAAGAAUACAGUGCACCUGAAUGCUCAUUGCAGAGAAAAACCAUUAGAUGAGACAGAAAGCAUUAGCAAAAAUGUUCAAAGACUUCUAAAAGAAUGUCCCCAUGAUGUGACAUCCAAACCAUUGCCCUUUCUCCAUGUACAGAGCAAGGAUGGCCACACGACUUUACAAUGGCCUAGAGAACUUUUACUCUUUACCAAGACAGAGCCCUGUAUCUCUUAUGGCUGCAACCCCCUAUAUUUUGAUUUUAAGCUUUCUCGAAAUACAAAAGAUGGCCAAAAUUCAGAUGACUUCAAGCCAGAAUCUGAUAAAGAAGUCUUGGAAAUAAAGAGAAAAAGGGAGAGUCAAGUCUCAGGUUUAAUCAAAGAUCCACAAAAAUUGAUCCAAGAAGAUAAUCAAUCUCUCAAACCAAAGAUGAUGGAACCUAAUCCAGAUUUGGAAAAUAUCCAGAGAAAAUACAACUUGGGCUACAACAAUUCUGAGCCAAACAAGAAUGAACAAAAUUUUAGUGAAAAUAAUUUGGAAUUCAAAACUCUGGAAGUGCCUGAUUACAUUGAAAUGGCUCUAAAGGAUUGUAUAGAAAGGAAGAAUAAUUCUGAUUCUGAACCAUCAAAGGCCCAUUGGCAACAUUUUGGAAGAGUAGUUCUAAAUAAUGUGGAUGAGGGUCUAUCCUUUCCUCAUACCUCUAGGACUAAAAAGCAUAAACUGAUUUCCUGUAGUCCUCAUUCAGAGUUCGAGGAUGAAAAACAAUUUAAAUGGAAAUCUGGUGCUUAUAUAGCAGGAAUUCAUGGCGACCAUGGGAAGGAUUUGAAUGUGGUUUUGAAUAACAGCAUGUCCAUGAGUAGCAGUACUACUGGAUGUGGAAACCAAAGUUACAAGAGAUGUUCUUCAGAAUCACCUCGGAAUGGAUACACCAGCCCUGUGAACACUUCUCCCAGAAGCAUCUCUAGCUUGAGAAGCACUUGUUCAAGUCACGUGUCCAAUAGUAAUGGCAGCAGUAGUUUGUUCUGCUUCUGUCAAAGGGAACACAUUGCAUUGGAAAGGCACAAAAGAAAACACAGAGAGGGUAAUUGUGUGUACUUGGCUGAUGAAACAACAGACAGCAAUUGCCUGAAGUCUGAAACUCAGAGAGAUAGGAACUGUAAAUUGUGGAAUUUAUUUAAACGUAAAAAAUACUCAAAACGUAAAUAUUGUCACUGCAGAGAAAGAGAUAAACUGGAUACACUUCAACAAUUUUCAGGGCCCAAAUCUCUAAGAAUCAGCCACUGUGAUUCUAGCUCACAGAUAUCUUGUGCUAGAAACAGUGAAAAACUACUUAAUUGCCAGGAACCUCAGCACCACAGACUGAGCUCUUACUCAAGACAGAGAAUAUAUUGCUUAAAUAAAAGCAAGGGAAGUCAAGAGUCUUUGAGCAACUCCCACAUUUGUGAUCCAGGAAAUGUGAAGGGCAGGUUGUGUAAUUCAGAGACUAUCUGCUGCCUCCUAAGGAACUGCUCUAGUGGUCCUUUAGAAACCACACAGCACCCCAUUAUAGAGAGGACUCCUCUGACAGCCAAAAGCCUUUUAGAAAGAAUACAAGCCAAGAAGGGUCAGGAACAAUUAACUAAUGUUGAGAUCUCUUCAAACAGUUGUAUAGAUGAAUCAGAGGCUCAUUCCCAAAUCCAACCCACAGUUCAGGUAAUACCACCAGGCUAUAACAGACACACAUUACCUUUGUUAGAAAGAAGACAACAGUCAAAUGAAAGAAGAAAUGAUACAGGAGAUAUCAUUCAAAGGACUACUGAGAGAGAGAAAUCCAAAAUCUCAAAGAAAAAGAACUUCACUGAUUGUGAUAACAGUCUUUCUACAGAUAUAAUUAAUACAGUAGAUGAGUCUCAGUCGCGAAACAGAAAAAGGAACCCAACCACGAAAGAGCAAUCAAAAUCUUUAAUUAGUGAAGUCCAAUCUUUUCUUCAAAGCUGUGACACAGUACCAACUGAUUUCUCUUGUGUUUUUCCAGCAAACAGAUAUACUGCUGUAGCUGAUUCAACAGAGACCAAAGAGGACCAAAUAAAUCCAGACAUACAGGAUGUAAGCAUGCAUAUGAAUCACACAGAGGGGAAUAUAAACACUUACUAUGACAGAACUAUGCAGAGGCAUGACAAAGUAGAAGGUGAAUUUGACAUGUGUCAUAAAUCUUUCUCUCCCCCUUUAAUUCAGCAGCCCAUAACCUUUUCUCCCGAUGAAAUAGAUAAAUAUAAGCUUCUACAGCUACAAGCACAGCAGCACAUGCAGAAACAGCUCUUGUCAAAGCAUCUUCGAGUUUUGCCUGCUGCAGGGCCUGCUGCCUUCACUCCUGCCUCAGCUGUACAGACAGUUCCAGUCCACCAGCACACAUCCAUCACCACCAUCCACCACACCUUCUUACAGCAUUUUGCUCUUUCUGCUUCCAUAAGUUCCCACAGCAGUCACCUCCCAAUAGCUCAUCUCCACCCACUUUCACAGCCACAUUUCACUCCAUUCUCAUUUUCAACCCUGACUCCAACCAUUAUCCCUGCACACCCCACUUUCUUAGCAGGUCAUCCCUUGCAUCUAGUCACCACUGCCCCUUUUCACCCUCCUCACAUAACACUUCAACCCCUGCCAUCUGCAGCAUUUAUUCCCACAUUGUUUGGCCCUCACUUAAAUCCUGCCACAACUUCAAUCAUCCACUUGAAUCCUUUAAUCCAACCAGUGUUCCAAGGUCAAGACCUGUACCCCUACUCAUGCUCCAGCCAGAUGCAACAGUUCAGUGGAGUGAGAGAGACCUUAAAUAUGGCAGCACACUUGAACUGA
Perognathus longimembris pacificus (Pacific pocket mouse) is the source of this 4095-nucleotide messenger RNA. RefSeq names its product zinc finger protein 804B (gene Znf804b). The record is from RefSeq and is a predicted model, not a curated record. NCBI's taxonomy places the organism in Eukaryota, Metazoa, Chordata, Mammalia, Rodentia, Heteromyidae. The transcript is spliced from 4 exons. Gene Ontology annotation, cellular component: nucleus. The coding region runs from base 100 to 4095 and encodes 1331 amino acids.